CAUGAUGCUGAACGCUCUGUGGUUCACAGGAGCGUACAAAAGCGAAGCCGCACACCGGUAACUCAAACCUACUCGAAGCGCACGUGAGACCAGGGAAUCUGAAAAGAGCUUUAGUGUGUAGCAGGAGCACCGCGUGGACGCCUUUACUGGGGACAUUUGCUUUUUAUUUGAAAGAUACAUGUUUACUCUUUCAGUAUGAGGUUCCCUAACAGAAAGCUACGCACGGCGGUGGAUGGAGAAGACUCGGGCGUUUCUGCGCACUUCAAGAACCCUUUCGUGCACGAGUUGAGAUUUACACCUCUGCAGAAACUCAAGAUAGCUGUGAUGACCAUGACCCUGUUCCCAGUUCGUCUGCUCUUUGCUGCGUUCAUGAUGUUGCUGGCCUGGCCCUUUGCAUUCGUGGCUACUGUUGGCCAUUCUGAGGAUGCAGUUGAACCUCUAUCCUGGUGGAGAUGGCUGGUAGAUCUGGUCCUAAAGGCCAUCAUGAGAGCCAUGUGGUUUUCCGGAGGGUUUCAUUGGGUCCGUGUGAAGGGCCAGCCGGCGCUGCCCAGUGAAGCACCCAUCCUCACAAUGGCCCCUCACUCAUCCUACUUUGACGCCAUCCCUGUCACCAUGACGAUGGCUUCUAUAGUGAUGAAGACUGAGAGUAAAGACAUUCCUGUCUGGGGCACUCUUAUCAAAUUCAUCCGGCCCGUGUUUGUGUCCCGCUCGGAUCAGGAUUCUCGGAGGAAGACUGUUGAGGAGAUCAAACGCAGAGCUUGUUCUGAUGGCGAAUGGCCUCAGAUCAUGAUAUUCCCGGAGGGCACAUGCACCAAUAGAUCCUGUCUCAUCGCAUUUAAGCCCGGUGCGUUCAUCCCUGGCGUUCCCGUGCAGCCUGUGCUCUUGCGGUAUCCUAAUGAGAUGGAUACAAUCUCAUGGACAUGGCAAGGGCCUGGAGCGUUUAAGAUUCUAUGGCUCACAUUAUGUCAACUACAUAACUCCAUAGAAAUAGAGUAUCUUCCUACGUACACCCCAUCAGAGGAGGAGAAGAAGGACCCAGCCCUGUUCGCCAGCAAUGUAAGACGCAUCAUGGCCAAGGCGCUUGGGUUGCCCAUUAUUGAUUACUCCUUUGAGGACUGCCAGCUUGCUAUGGCCAAAGGGCCUCUGCGUUUACCCAGACACACCUGUUUGCUGGAGUUUGCCAGACUGGUACGUCGUUUGGGCCUGAAGACGGGGGUCACUGGUGAAGUCCUGCACGAGGAAGCCUCCAGGGCCCGUAAGCUGUGUGGAAGCAGACUGGACGUGGAGGGAUUUUCUCAGUACCUCAAUCAACCCUUGACAGAAGCAGUACAGGACAUCUUCUCACUUUUUGAGGAGCACGGGAAGAUGGAUGUGAGAGAGUAUGUCAUCGCCCUGUCUGUGGUCUGUAGACCUUUCAGAUAUCUGGAGACCAUUAAACUGGCCUUCAGGAUGUUUGAAGCACAGGAGGAUGGAGCAGUUGUAGAAGAUGAGUUGGCUGUUAUUCUGAAAACUGCUCUUGGGAUUGGAGAUUUUGUAGUUUGCGAUCUCUUCAGGGCCAUAGAUUGUCAAGACAAAGGAAAGAUCACAUUUGAUGAUUUUUGCCAGUUUCUGGAGAACUGUCCUGAUUUCGUGGAGCAGUACCACUGUCUCAGUGAGCCGAUCCCUCAGCCCUCCAGAGAAUCCACAUCACCCCCAGAGUCUCAGCCUUCAACUAACGGCUUCUGUGCUGACUUCAGCCCUCGAGAUCCCAGCACCCGCAGCACUGCACACAGCAAGAAAGAGGACUAAAAGCAGCUUUUACUCUCACAGCCUGUGUGUGUGCAUGCGUGUGUACUUCUGUGUGCAGGAGAGGUGAUGACAGAUGAAAUCUUGAAGUUAAAUUGGAAUUUGCAUCUGGGUAAAUUACCCUUGGGAGUCUUCCAGAGUUCUGUUCAAAAUCCUGCAGUUAUUUUUUUAUGCCCUCGAAGAACCUGUCUUCAAGGCAGUUAGUUUUCUGACAGUUCUUUCAAAUGGAAACAAAUGACAAUUUUUAUAUCUUUUUUUUUUGACAUUUUAAUAGAUUUUCUAUAUAAAGUGUUGUUUGCUUUAUAACAUAAGAGUGUGGUUUUAAUAUACGCAAAACAACAAAAGUCUUGGCUGAUGUUCUUCGGGGUGCAAUAUUAAGGUGAUAUUUCAGCAUGUACCACCACAUGCUUCACAAAAACAUUAGUUAUAAAGAAAUUUGAGUGAACCUAUGAAAGUCUCAGAUUGGGUUUUAGAUUAAAGGAAUUUUUCAGAAAAUCCGCUGUUGUGCUAAAUAAUUCACACAAGCAAAUUCACACUAUUUGUGAUGGAUUUGUGUUUAAGAACAUAAUACAGCCUGUCCGGUUUAAAAUCACUAGUGUUGUCAAUAUAAUUCAGUAAAUAUCCAAUUUUCAUAAUAUUUUAUCCUUUAUGAACUCAAAUCCUUUCCAUGAAAACAAGAACAGUGUUUAAAAAUAAUUUUAAAAAGUAAAGAAAUACGAGCAAAUAUUUUCUGAUACAAGACUAAAAAUUUCAAAACCUUCAAAGAUUUUUUUUUAUUAUUAUAUAAUAAACACUUAUUAUUAUAAUAUUAAAAUAAAAAAAGCUUGUUUCUUUUAUGAUUUUUAUUUAUUUGUUUAUUUUUCCUACUAUGACUGUGCCUUUUCACUUCGGUAUGGGGGAAAUAAUAGUGUUUCUCUUUAUUUAUUGAUUUAUUUAUUUAUUUAGUUAGUGAUAUAUGAAAUGAUUAAUAUGCAACAGGCGACCUAUCUUCUGACAAAUAACUUUUGACAACUUGCAAAAAUAAGAACAUGAAGAACAGACACUUUUCUAUAAUAAACUCUGCUGUAAAUCUCAGAACAGUGUAAUACUCCAACACAAGGGGGCGCAAUAUAGCCACAAGAAUCGAGAGAAUCAGUUUAGGACAUUUUGCUGGUUCAGACAAUUGUUUGUGAUAGUAUUUUAGAGAACGUUUCAGCUUCUGGUUUUGUAGGACAUUAUAGGAUAUGGCUUUUGGGAGCCCUUUCUGAAUUAGGAAACCAUAGACUCCCUGAGCCUGAGUAUUAUUACAGCGGAAUGUUUAUUAAUAAAUUAUCGGACAUGGUACAAUGGUAAUACCAUAUUUAAUUUAUUUAGAUGUACAAUCUAAAUACAUUAUAAUGGGUGUCUUAGGGUAUUAGAGUAAAUAUUGGUGUCGAUUUAAAAAAUAAAAAUAAGAAAACCCAGCGCGUAAUGUUUAACCUGACCAGAAUUUGUUACUCCUUAUUCUCUAAUAUGACAAUUAUCAUGCCAGGUUUUCACAUUCACUCAGACAGCCUCCCAAUCUCAAACCGAGGUAAAAAGGUUUUUUUUUUUUAAUGUUUUUUUUUGUGGCUCUUGCUCUAUUUUUCUUCCCUCACCCACCUUUCACUCCUCUCUGAUGUCACCUAAGUGGCUAAGCCUACAAUGUAAACACAUGAUGUCAUUUGUUCGAGAAACUUACAUAAAAGAGUAUUGCUGCACCACAGGGUGGCGCUAUAACAUUAACAAAACGCCCCGAAUCAUCUGGCUAUACUAUGAGGAAAAGCAUUACGUCACCCCGUUGUAAAAAUAAACUAAGGAUUGCUUCUUUGGGUUCUUGAAAGUGGAGCAUUUUGCCACCUGUGUCCAAGCUGUUAAUAGAUAAUGGCAUCAUCUGAAACAGUUCAUGGAAAGCAGGAUUUGACACCCGUAUGGACUGAAUGGAUGAAGUUGCUAUGCAACCUGGUCAUGUGAAUUAGCCAAAGUGCCCUUAAAAUUCUCCUCCAGUGUAGGUUAAUUAUGUGUUCUUCGCCUUGCUUUUAUAUGAAUGGACGGAGCGGAGUCUCAUUUGUAUGGUCUGAAUUGCGCCUAUAUGGACAGAAAUUGUGUCAAAUGUGAUUUCUGUAAGGCUUUUUCAUCUCGUUCAUUAUGGUUAAAGUAGUUUUUGUACAAUCUGUGGAUUGAGAUGUAGCCUAUAUGAGGAUUUAGGACUAUUCAGAGCUUUUGCACUCAGUUCAUGGAAAAUACUUCAGUCUUGUUGAGAUCUUAAUGAAUGAUCUUUCUGGGAUUGUAAAACAGAUUGUGUGAAGUUAUUGAUUCAAUAUGUGAAUUAGUAUGUCCAAACUGGAAUUAAAAAAAAAAAAAAAGUUGCCCAUUAUGGGAUAUAAAGGUUAUAAAA
This is a messenger RNA of Cyprinus carpio (common carp), 4180 nucleotides long. RefSeq names its product lysophosphatidylcholine acyltransferase 1-like. Lineage: Eukaryota; Metazoa; Chordata; Actinopteri; Cypriniformes; Cyprinidae. Gene Ontology annotation, molecular function: calcium ion binding. The record is from RefSeq and is a predicted model, not a curated record.